CUAAUCUCUCUAAUGUAAUUUCAUCCUCAACAAAUUAAAACACAACUCGAUCCACAUCUUUUACUACUUUUGCUAGAAAAUCAUGAAAGAAAAUCUCAUUUCUUUGUUUGAAAUUCUUCAUAUUAGUUUUAUUUGUUGAUCAUAUUACUUUUUUUUUUUUUAUAUUUAAAACCCCUUUUCAAACAAGUAUUUUUCUACUGUUUUUUGUUUAUGAACAAAUUUCAUUACGUUGCUUGAACUCUUUGAAAAUAUUUUCAUUGUUGAUAAUCUUAUUAUUAGGAACACGAAAAAUGCAAGGUGACCAUACAUCAUCAAAAAUAUUAAUGAAUAUGAGCCCAUCAAACUUUCAAGAGCAACAAGAAAAUCUAAAAUGUCCAAGAUGUGAAUCUAUCAACACAAAGUUUUGUUACUACAACAACUACAAUCUUUCACAACCACGGCACUUUUGUAAAAACUGUCGUCGGUAUUGGACUAAAGGCGGUACUCUACGUAACAUUCCCAUAGGUGGAGGCACUCGCAAAAACAAUAAACGUAGUUCAUCAAACUACUCCAACAAAAGUAGUGUUUAUUCUACUAAUUCAUCAAGUCCUGCGGUGGUGGAGCAGGCUCCACCGCACUCAGAGCAGAAAAAUGAAGCUUCAAGUGGCAUAUAUGGUUAUGAUAGUGAUCAAAUGGGAGGUGGUGGAAGUUUUAGUUCAUUAUUGGUGUCGACGACGACUCCUGGAGGUCAGUUUGCGAAGUUAUUGAUGGAUGGAUUGAGCCCGAAUUUUGUCCAUGGGUCUAAUGAUAAUAGUUUGAUACAAAAUCCUAAUAAUGUGGGAGAAUUUCAGAGUAAUUUUAUGAGUUUGAAUCAUAAAAGUAGUGAUCAAAGUGUAAGUGAAGGAGUAGAUAAUGCAUGGCCUGAUCUUUCCAUUUUCACUCCAGGUUCUAGUUUUAAUUAGAUUAUAUCUAUGUCCUAAAGUUAAAUAUACACAUAAAUUAAGUAGACAACUAUGAGAGGUUGUUCUUAUUUUUUGCUUGUUUAGUUUGAUGUUGUAUUCUUUGAAAUCUCUAAGGUGAGUGAGUUUGAAGUUCAAUUGGUGGAGUACUAUUAGCAAUUAGCCAUCAAGAACCAACCGGCUUGUAGUCAAUCGGUAUCGGUUAUACUUUGUAAUAGUGAGGUCGAGAGUUCAAACCAUGUGAUAGGUAUAGUAUUUAGUUUAAUAGUUGGUUUGAUCGAUAAAAGAAAUAUUUAUAUAAUAAAUUAGGCAUCAAGAAAUUUGGUUUUUCUUAGUGGAGUGUAUUUAUGAAAUUGUUUGCAAGUUGGUUAUUA
Erigeron canadensis is the source of this 1312-nucleotide messenger RNA. RefSeq names its product dof zinc finger protein DOF1.7-like. The transcript has a single exon. NCBI's taxonomy places the organism in Eukaryota, Viridiplantae, Streptophyta, Magnoliopsida, Asterales, Asteraceae. Bases 291 to 941 code for a protein of 216 amino acids. Gene Ontology annotation, biological process: regulation of DNA-templated transcription. The record is from RefSeq and is a predicted model, not a curated record. Gene Ontology annotation, molecular function: DNA-binding transcription factor activity; DNA binding.